Molecule: messenger RNA, 3860 nt
Organism: Clupea harengus (Atlantic herring)
Lineage: Eukaryota; Metazoa; Chordata; Actinopteri; Clupeiformes; Clupeidae
Gene: slc12a1
Product: solute carrier family 12 member 1
Biological process (GO): potassium ion import across plasma membrane; chloride ion homeostasis; cell volume homeostasis
Cellular component (GO): apical plasma membrane
Molecular function (GO): sodium:potassium:chloride symporter activity
Source: RefSeq, a predicted model, not a curated record
CAGAUGCACAAGGGUCACUGCUACCUGUUGUGAGACUUUGCAUGAGGAAUAAAGCUAGAGCUGACUGCACCUGCACCAUGUUGUUGAUGAACUAAACAACAUACUGCAACAAUUUGCUGCAAAGACAUUUUAAAAAGACUUUUGACCUAAAAUCUGGGCAUUUCAAAACAACAACGACUGUUCGAGGCUUCUACUUCCUUUUUGUCUAUUUUUGUACAUCGACUGACUCAAUUAACGUGCAAAAAGGGUGAUCAUUUGAAGAUCCCAAAUGGAGAAUCCGGGAUUCGAUCCUCCAGUAUAUGAAGAGAGUGAGCACAGAGACAUCAGGCCGUCCGUGGCCAGUGCCUUUGGGCAUGACACACUAGACCGCGUGCCCAACAUCGACUUCUAUCGCAAUGCUGGCAGUGUCAGUGGCCACCGCGCUGUUCGGCCCUCUCUGCAGGAGCUCCAUGAUGUCUUCCAGAAGAAUGGAGGGCUUGCAAUCCCUGACACAGUGGAAGAUGUCGAUGGGAGUGUUGAUACGCCUAGCGACGAUGCUGAGAUGGCUUUACCUCUCCCUGGAAAAAGUGGUGGUGGUGGUGUUAAGUUUGGCUGGAUAACCGGUGUUUUGGUGAGAUGCAUGUUAAACAUCUGGGGAGUUAUGCUGUUCAUCCGCCUUUCAUGGGUGUUUGGACAAGCUGGUGCUGGUCUAGGUGUGGUGGUCAUCCUCUUGAGUAUGGUGGUGACCAUUAUCACUUGUCUGUCCAUGUCUGCCAUCUGCACUAAUGGAGUGGUCAGAGGAGGAGGGGCAUACUACCUGAUCUCUCGUAGUUUAGGACCAGAGUUUGGCGGCUCCAUAGGGCUCAUCUUUGCCUUUGCCAAUGCUGUGGCCGUUGCUAUGUAUGUGGUCGGGUUUGCUGAGACUGUUGUGGACCUCCUCAAGGAUUACGAUUCCAUUAUGACGGACCCAACCAAUGACAUCAGGAUUGUUGGCUGCAUCACUGUGGUUGUGCUUUUAGGGAUUUCUGUGGCAGGCAUGGAAUGGGAAGCCAAGGCCCAGAUCGUUCUUCUUAUCAUCUUGCUCGUGGCCAUUGUCAAUGUGUUUGUGGGUACAUUCAUUCCUGCCACUGUGGACAAACAAUCAAAAGGGUUUUUCAACUACCAUUUAUCUAUUCUCUCGGAAAACUUAAUGCCUGAGUUUCGAGAUGGGGAGAACUUCUUUACUGUCUUUUCCAUCUUUUUCCCGGCGGCCACAGGAAUUUUGGCUGGAGCCAACAUUUCUGGUGAUCUAAAGGAUCCUAACGCUGCUCUUCCCAAAGGAACACUGCUGGCCAUUUUCAUCACAGGCAUAACAUACCUGGGUGUGGCCCUUUGUGUGGUGUCAACUACUGUCCGUGAUGCAACUGGCAUGAAUGAUACCAUUGUUGAAGGAAUGUCCUGCAACUAUUCUGUGGCAUGCGAUUUUGGAUACGACUUUUCAUCUUGUGCCACCGAAGACUGUGCCUUUGGAUUGAUGAACAACUUCCAGGUCAUGACCCUGGUGUCAGGAUUUGGGCCCCUCAUCAUUGCUGGCACAUUUUCAGCCACUCUCUCCUCAGCUCUUGCCUCACUUGUCAGUGCACCCAAAGUCUUUCAGGCACUAUGCAAAGACAAAAUCUACAAAGGCCUGGGAUUCUUUGCCAAAGGAUAUGGAAAAAACAAUGAACCCAUUCCAGCAUAUGUACUCACCUUCAUCAUUGCUGUGGCAUUCAUUUUAAUAGCCGAACUCAAUGUAAUUGCUCCCAUCAUAUCCAACUUCUUCCUGGCCUCCUAUGCCCUGAUCAAUUUCUCAUGCUUCCAUGCCUCCUGGGCUAAGUCUCCAGGAUGGAGGCCUGCCUAUAAAUAUUACAACAUGUGGUUGUCCCUGUUUGGGGCUGUGCUAUGCUGUGCUGUGAUGUUCGUCAUUAACUGGUGGGCAGCGUUGCUGACAUAUGCCAUCGAAAUCAUUCUUUACGUCUAUGUGACUGUCAAGAAGCCAGAUGUCAACUGGGGCUCAUCCACUCAGGCUGUCACAUUUGUCAGCGCAGUGAAUAAUACUCUUGCAUUGUCUGGUGUUGAAGAUCACGUCAAGAACUUCCGGCCUCAGUGCGUGGUGUUGACUGGGGCUCCAAAGAACCGGCCUGCCCUCCUAGAUCUAGCCCAUUCCUUAACAAAGAACUAUGGACUCUGCGUUACAUGUGAAGUAUUUGAGGGGCCUCGAGACAAGAAGGUACAGGAACUGAGCGCCAGUGUUGACAUUAACAUGGAGUGGCUCAAGAGUAAGAAACGCAAGGCGUUCUAUGCUGCAGUGGCAGACAACAGCUUCCGAGAGGGAGCUGCUUGUUUACUGCAGGCUGCUGGGCUUGGCCGUCUUAAACCCAACACGCUGGUUCUGGGAUUCAAGAGAGACUGGAGGACGGUUAAGAAAGAGGAUGUGCAUGACUAUGUUGGGGUGCUCCAUGACUCCUUUGACUUUGAGUAUGGAACUGUGAUGUUGAGGAUCAGCCAGGGACUUGACAUUUCCCCCAUCUUAAAAGUCAAUGAGGAAAUGUUGCAACAAGCAGACGAACAGCAGGCUGAGAAUGAGCAGUUCAGAGAUGGAGGCAAAGCCUUCUCCAAGAAAUCCAAAAGAAAGUCACAGCAAGUGCUUACAACACGAGUGUCCGUGAAUGUUCCACUGUCUGCAGAAGCGGCAAGGACAAACCAGGGACUGAUGGAUGCAAGUACACAAUUCGGAAAGAAGCUUGGCAAAGGCACCAUUGAUGUGUGGUGGCUGUUUGAUGAUGGAGGUCUGACCCUGCUGCUCCCCUAUAUCCUCACUACCCGAAAGAAAUUUAAGGAGUGCAAGCUGAGAAUCUUCAUUGCGGGGCUGCCUGGCCGAAUCCAACAAGACAAAGAAGAGAUGCAGUUACUCCUAAAAAAAUUCAGGAUCAAAUGUGAUGACAUCCUUGUCGUUCCUGACAUGAACGCCAGACCAAGCUCUGGGAGCUUAAAGGCAUUUGAUGACAUGAUUGCACCAUUCCGUCUGCACGAGGGCACCAAAGACACUCCUCAAGCAGAAGCUCUGAAAAAGGAGAGCCCCUGGAAGAUCACAGAUGCUGAACUGGAGACAUUUGAGGAGAAGACAAAUCUUCAAAUCCGCCUAAGCGAACUCCUUCAAGAGAGUUCCAGCACAGCCAAGCUCAUCAUUGUGAGCUUGCCCAUUGCUCGUAAGGGAUCUAUCUCUGACCACCUGUACAUGGCCUGGCUGGAUACCCUGACAAAGAACCUACCACCAACACUGAUGAUCAGAGGGAACCACAAGAGUGUGCUAACCUUUUACUCUUAAGCUGACAAUGAAAUUCCAUUCCGUUUCACAAACAAAAGCCACAUGUAUGCUAUUGAAUGGGUCAGUUACAUGAUCAGCAGCUAUGCUGCCCUCUUUUGGAAUUGUUAGUAUACAGUCUUUCAUUGUUAAAAGUGUACAUAGCUCAUGAUAGGCCACAUAUAAUGAUAAAGACAUUAAGAUUAGUGCAUUUUAAAAGCAACCUUGUAAAUGUCUGGUUAAGAAGGCCCACUCUGAGGGCAGAGAUAAAAAGGGUGAAAUGUAGAUAAAGAGAUUGUAUAAAGUAGGCUAAUUCUUACGCUAUAUUUCAUGCAGAGACAACCAUAUCUCCAGCAGUAUAUGUUUAAAGUAAUUCUGAGAACAGCUGUACAUUUUGAGAAAUUCUGCUAUUUUUAUUCUUAUAUCAGCAAAAAUAAUUGGUGAAGGGUUAUCUUACUGCCUGUGAUGCGUUAAUGCUUUCGUGUGUAGUCUAUUUAACACUGUUGUUGGUUUCUUUGUAAUUUGUGUUGGGAAUAAAUAAAAAAAGACUAUAAUGUGA